GAGGCCUCCGAGAAGAAACUUUAUCUGGCUGGUGACUGCAUUGGCUGGUGGGUUUGGGGCCGCCUGCGUGUGGGCGUUCUGCGUACAGAGCUGCCCCCACGCGGCAGGCCCCAAGGGCAGGCCCACAGCGCGGGCUCCUAUGCACCCCAGAGCCCAGGGCGCGUAACCGGCCUCCGGCUCCCUCGGAGGCACCAUGGCUGGGUUUUACGGCUGCCUGAAGACUCAAGAUGAUCCAACAAUGGCUGAAUCACUAAGUGGAAUUUCUGGCAGUGUGGAAGUUCUGGAGGCCAGUGAUGAGGUUCCAGGAAAGAAGAAAUCCAAAUUUAAAGUCUUCAAGUGCUUUUUUGGCAAGAAGAAGAAAAAAGAGCCCGAAGAUGUCCAGGGAGGGAAGAGGCUCAAACCAAGCUUGUCCAGUGGCAAUAUUAACACCUCUUUCCUGAAGCCAGUUCCGGAAGGUCAACAAAUCAAGCCUGGGGCCAAGAGUAGCAUGGGGAACAAAGCCCUGUCCCAUGACAGCAUCAUCAUUUUGGAGCCUGAGCCUGAAGGAUCAGGAAGCAGAAUAUGCCCCUCUCCAGAGGUCCAGAGAGACAGACCUCUGCAGAUCCCACCACUGUGCCCAUGCCAACCCAGCAUCAGCCCACCUCUUAUUCAAUCUGACACAAUCUCUAAGGAUUUUGAAGAAAUGUCUGCUGCUGAUGAGUCACCUAAGGGCCCACAAAAGAAGGGUUCAUCACACAAGAUGUUGCCAUUGAAGAAGAGCACCUCACCUGGACGUGUUUGCUCACAGUCCUUGACCACAGUUGCCAUGCCCCCCUCUCCCACCAGCACCCAGGGGCCUGCUGGCUUCAGCACCCCAGCCACUACCCAGGGCUGUUUGGAAUCUUCAGCUGCUCGACACAAGAUGACUUUAAACCCCCGGAAACAAAAGAAGAGCUUUCAGGAGAAACCAAAGGAGGAGCCAAGCCUUCCACUGGCUUCUGAAGAAGAGACGAACACAACCAAACCAAAAGAAGCUGACCAAAAGAAGCCAAGAAAAGACAGCGCAGGUGCCUCAAGCCAGGAACAGGGCAACAAAACUGAGAUUUGUGAACAGAAGACAACAGAUCAGCCUGCAAACACAGAUGCUGCGGAGAAUCAGGGCUGCCUGUUUCCAGCAGCAUACAGAACACGACGUGGAAGAAGAGCGUCAAGUACUUCAGGUAUAGAUGUUGAAGCCAGAAAAGCAUCAACAUCACAGUCCCUGCCUGAAGACAUGGAAGAGUCCAUGGUUAGUGGUCUAUCACCACACCAUGAAGAUGGGGCUUCUGGAGCCAAGAAGACAGAAGCCAGAGCUGCUCUUUUACCCACGGUAGGAAGCCCUUCUACAAGCCAAGAUAUUUUCUCAGUGGCACUGGAGGAUCAGGUGUUUAUGGACUCUUCUCAUAGACAGUCAGAAGAGGUAGACGCUUCCAGCUUUGAUUUGAAAAGUGUCAAAUUUAAAAUGAAGUCGGCUCAAGAUACCUACAAAGAAAAGCCUCCUAGAAAUGUUCUCCAGGACUUUACAGCGAGCAUUUCAGGUACCGCGAGUGCUUUGGUGGAGGGAGGCACUUCUGUAGAGAGGCUGCCUCUCAGAAGCCUUUCCUUGUCCUCGGGGAAGCUGAAAGCCGAAGCCGUCACCUCAGAUUCAGAGAGUACUUCAGAGGCGGACAGUGGUUCUGAGCAGCAGCUGUCGCCUGGAUAUUCUUUCCAACCUUCGAAGAAGCACAGAAAUGAACAAGAAGUCUUCCCAGAAUCAGAAAGUUCAGCUGUGGAAGUGAGUGGUCCUGAGCGGCAACGGGCCCCUCAACAUUCUUCCCAGUCCUUGGGGAAGCACAAAGUGGAAGCCAUCUUCUCCGAUUCCAAGAGUGCUUCCGGAGAGGGGAGUGGCUCUGAGCAGCGGCAGGCUCCCGGGCGCUCUCUCCAGUUCUUGAGGAAGUCCAAAGAUGGCCAAGAAUCAGGUUUCGUUGUGCAAAUGAGAAGUUCUGAUGAGAAGCUGGCUCCCAGAUGUGCUUCCCAGGCUUUGGGGGAGCCCAAAGAUGAUGUUUCCACAGGAUCCAAUGGUUAUGUCGAAAAGUACAAGAGUGCUGAAGAUUGGAGCAGCUCCAAGGAAGAUCUGCCUCCCCAAACCCCUUGCCAGGCCUCGGGGAGGCCCAGAGUCCAAAAAGAAGUCUUCUCGGCUUCAAAGAACGUACCUGAAGUGUGGGGUGCUUCUGUGCAGCAGAGGCCUCCCAGGCACCCUUUGCAGUCCUGGGUGAGCCCUGCGUCUGAACAAGCCCCUGCAGGUGCAGAGAGCGCUGCCCUGGAGUGGGGCAUUGCCCUGGAGCCGCUGCCUCCCAGAGUGACUUCCAAGCGCCUGAUGAGGCAGAAAGUUGAGCAACCAGUCUCCUCAGGUCCAGAAAGGGCUACACUUGAAGGGAUCACUUCUUUGCAGCCGCCAUCUGCAAGACCUCCUUCUAAGCCCUCAGUGAAACUAAUCGCUGAGCAAGAAAUCUCCGCAGGCCCAGAGAGCGAGGCUGUUGAGGGGAGGAUUUCUAAGAAGCUGCUGCCUCCCAGACAUCCUUCCCAGCCCUUGGUGAGACCAGUAUUUGAGCGCCACGUCCCCUUGGGUGCGGCAAGGGCUGUGGUUGAGAAGAGCGUUUCUAUGGAGCCACUGCUUCCCAGACAUCUUUUUCAGGCCCUGAUGAGACCUGUCGCCCAGCAACAAGUCUCCGCAGGUCCAGAGAGUGCUGCGGCCGAGGGGAGCGUUUCUAGGGCGCAUCCGCCUUCUAAAGUUCUUGCCCAGCCCUGGAUUUACCCUAAAGCUGAACAAAAGGAAUUUACGCGUUUGGAGGGUGUUGCUAGGGAGAAGGUCAUUCCAGUGGAGACAUCGCUCCCGAAAUGUUCUCCCCAGUCUUUGACAAAUCCUCAAGCCCAGAAAAUCUUCUCCGAGAACCCUGCUGCUGAGGAGGGCGUGCUUGUGGAGCUGCUGCCUCCCGGAGGCCCUUCCCAGCCCUUGCUGAGGCCUCCGUUCCGGCCACAGACGGUUCCUCUGGACGCAGUGGGCGCUCCCGCAGAGGGCAGCAGUCCUGUGCAGCCCGCGCCUCCCAGGCACACCUUCCGGCAGCCCUGGGUGAUCCCUACGUCCGAGCAACAAGCUUCUGCAGGUCCAGAGAGCGCUGCCGUGGAGUGGGGUGUUUCCAUGGAGCCGCUGCCUCCCGGAGAGACUUCUCAGGCCCUGGUGAGACCACCAGUCAGAGAACCAAUCUCUGCAGGUCCAGAGAGUGUCGAGACGGAAGGCAGUGCUUCUACCAAGCUGCUGCCUCCCAAACAUUCCCGAUCCAUUGGGAGACAUAAAGUCCAGCAGAUGUUGUCAACUUUCGAGAGUGUUGCUGUUGUGGCAGGCAUUUCUGGGAGGUCACUGCCUGCCACAUAUCCUGCCCAGUUGGUAAAAAAGUCUAAAGUUCAGGAACUGCCCUCGCGCCUAGAGAGCACGGCUGUUGAAGAAGGCAUAGCUAAGCGUUCGGUGCUUCCCAAGCGUCCUUCCCAGCCAUUCGUGAGGUUUAUGGCCCAGCAGAUCUUUUCAGAGAGCCCUGCUCCUGAGGAGGGAAUCUCUGUGGAUCCUCUGUCUCCAAAUCAACCUUCCAAAUCUUCGUCGAGGCCUAAGGUUGAGCACCAAGUUUUCUCGGGCUGGGAGAGUACCGAUAUCGAGGGAGGCGUUUCUUUGAAGCAGCUGCCUGCGAAAACCCCUGCACAGGGCUUGUGGAGGCCUGAAGGCCUGCAAGUCUUCUCACAUUCAGAGAGUGCUCCUGUGAAGUGGAGCAGUUCUAAAGAGCAGCUGCCUCCCAGACACCUUGCCCAGGUGUUGGGGAAGCUUGUGUACCAGCAGGAAAUCUCCUCAGCUCCCAAGAGCUCUGCUGAAGAGUGGAGGAGUUCUGAAGAGCAGCUGCCUUGCAGAUGCCCUGGCCAAGCCAAAUAUGAGGCUGAAUUGCAGCCACAGAUUUUCUCAACAGGCCCAGUGAGUGCACCAGCGGAGGGGAGCCGUUCUGAGGAGCAUCUGCCUCCCAGACACCCUUUGUGGGCUCUCGCAGACCCUGAACAUCAGCAACCGGUUCAUUCAGGUCCCAUGAGUGCUGCUGCUGAGGGAACCAUUUUGGAGAGCGAUCCUAGCUGCUGGUCCUUACCGAGAGACUCAGCUUCUCCAAACAAAACCAAGAAACACAGGCGAAGCUCCAAACACCUCAUUAAGAACAUCCUGACUCCUGCUACCAAACCUGUGAAGUUCGCUGAUGCCCCUCCCUGGCAAACAUCCACUUCUAGGGGCACUUACUCUAAGAAGGAAGUUCUCGAGGGUGAUGAUCAAGAUAACAGCCAUUCAAGUUCAUCCACCAAAGGGGCCGAUGUUGAAAACCUUUUUGGAGUCCGACUGAGAAGAACCUCUUCCUCACAGAAGUGUAAAGCGAGGCAACAGAAGAAGCCCAAAUCUGAAAGCAUGGCCAAGAAACAACCUGCUUACAGGAUCCCAGGAAAAGCUCCUGGUCGACAGUCAGAUUAUGCCACCUCAGAGCCAGCUUGGAUAACCAUGGUAAAGCAGAGGCAGGGGAGUUUCCAGGCCAACAUUCCUGUGAAAGAGCCAGAAACCGAGAAUAGAGCUGGAGCCAAGGCUGAGACUAACGAACCUAGAUAUGGGAGAACUGGCCUUGCAAAUGAAAGCCAAGCAAGAAGCAUUUUCACUUCUGAUGUCAACAGACAGGUGAACAUAGCACUCAUGAAGUCACUGAAGUCUACCAAAGCAGUAGGAUUUGCAGAUGAGAUGAUAUUUCAAGGACCUUCUACGGAAAAAGAAACCAGAAGGUCUUCAACUCUCCCAGCCAUGCUACAACAGCAGGAUGAGCCCGUUGAGCCAGUCUGGUUCUCCCUGGCCAAGAAGAAAGCCAAAGCAUGGAGCCAUAUAGCAGAGACCAUGACAUAAACAACUCCUGGGCGGAGUUAUCAGCAUUUCGAAUGAUACUUGCCAAUAGCUGUAUUAAUGCCACGUAGUGAAUUAUUUACUGUAACCAUUUUUAUUAAGCAUCAGAGCCUUAAAGUGGGAAUUAAAGCUAAUAAUUAUUUGAAUGAAACAGACGCCAUGAAUGCCUAACCUUCAAUACAGUCACUGCCAGCAUCUGAAAACCCAGCAUUUCCUCUAUACAACUAUGUGAAAUGUUUGCACUGCUGUCGAAUUGAGCAAUCUUUAACCUUGGACAAUGUGCUUUAGAAGGGAGAAAGCUAAAACAUUUUGUUGGAGCAACUAAGAGGUGGUCAUUUCCCUUGAUCAAAUAAAUUCAUUCUAAUGGAAAUGUCCAGAUGAGUUGGUCCAAGGAUUGGCUUUUAGAUUUUACGAGCCUAGUUACAUGCUUCAGUUCUUUGGUUUCUGCUCCAAACUUUGCAAAGUCCCCUAAGAAGAGGUGGUAGAAGUGAUAAUUCUGGGUCUCCAAGAAAAACUUGGCACAGCCAGUCCCCCAAUCAGCCCACUGCCCUUUGAAACACCUUCUUUGCAUCCCUGAGGGCCCCCAGCACCUGCAGCUUGUACAGAGCUUUCUUUGCGCAGGUGCCCCAUGUCAGCCUGCCUCAAGUCUGGCAGCUGUGAGCACCUUCCUGCGAGGCAUAACAUUCCUCGGGGAUUAUCAUAGUCCUCUGGAUGGUUAGCUCAUCCGUGUUUGACCUUUUGCCCUAGUGUCACUGCGACCCUCGCUAGUUGCUCAGAAGUGGACUGCACUUCAUACAGAUCCUAUUUUCAAAGCACUUAAGACCCUGUUGAAAUUCAAAAUUCUGCAGAUGCCAAAAGCUGUGCUUUCAAUCAGGCAAAUGGGACGCCUUCCACGCAGGAAGUCUGGGGCCCCUGGAGAGCUGUCUUACACCCUGGCUCCAGCCUUAAGGUGGAAACCUGCGAGUAGCCCAGUUUCUUGACCGUUUCCCUCAGCUGCCUCAUGCAAAAAAAAAAGAAAAAUUCAGGGAGGCUGUACGGUACCAGAGCUAAUUUAAACCCUCGGUGCUUGGUUUUCCCGAUGACGGUAUAAUGUGAUAUCGUACAAUCAUAUGCUGGAUUUUGUGUUUUCUUUAUAAAACAUCUAUUUCUCCUGAUACUAUAUCUUUGCCUUUUGGAUAAUGCUAGGUUUUUGAUUGAUUGGUUGGGUUUGAUUUCCUUUGUAUUCCCAUAGUGAGCGGUUCAUUCAGCUAGAUGCUGUUUACCCAGGCAAUCCUGGUGGAUUAACUGUUAUACGCCCCUUCCUCCUUUGCUCAGGGUGGACCACUAUUAGGUUAUUCUUACUCUGAGAACGCUCCAUUAACAAUUUCUGUUUCACAGUUAACAACAAAAAUCUGUUUUAAGUAAAGAGGGUAAGUCUUUUUUUAAUGCCUAGAGGCACAUUUUGGCAAGUUUCCAGCUUCUUUUAGCGUUCUUGAUCUCUACUGUAUGCACAGCAAAUAAAGUCAAU
Hippopotamus amphibius kiboko is the source of this 6470-nucleotide messenger RNA. Its product is annotated as KIAA1210 ortholog. The record is from RefSeq and is a predicted model, not a curated record. Bases 194 to 4966 code for a protein of 1590 amino acids. The transcript has 12 exons. NCBI's taxonomy places the organism in Eukaryota, Metazoa, Chordata, Mammalia, Artiodactyla, Hippopotamidae.